Anthostomella pinea is the source of this 555-nucleotide messenger RNA. The record is from the annotation of a GenBank genome assembly. NCBI's taxonomy places the organism in Eukaryota, Fungi, Ascomycota, Sordariomycetes, Xylariales, Xylariaceae.
AUGACCCGCUAUAUCGAUACGGUCCCGACCCCUGCUCAUGUCAAGCCGAAGAAGCUGAUCGUUCUGAGCGCGCCCAGGACCGGCACCCAUGGCCUCUAUCUGGCCCUGCAGGAGCUUGGCUUCAAGCCGUAUCAUAUGGUAGAGGCCAUCAUGGAUGGGCCCUCGGCAAUUCGGAUCAUGGAGGAGGGUAUGGAUGCCGAAUUCUUCCACAGAGGAAAACGAUAUGGGAGAGAAGAAUUCGACAAGUGGUUUGCGGACUAUGAUAUCAUCAUCGAGAUGCCCUUCUUCAUGCUGCACUCGGUGGUAAGGGCGUAUCCAGAAGCCAAGUUUCUCCUCACGGAAAGAGACCCGGAAAAGUGGGCGAAAUCUUUCGAGAAUACAAUCGGCCACUCGUGCCAAAGGAUGGAGCAGCUUCCCAUGUCCGUGUUCAAAUACUUUGAUAGCUUCGUCUCCAACAUGUCUUCGUUCGGCAGGAAACAGUUGGGCUAUUGCACAAACGGCUUCGGGUUGACCGAGGAGGGGCAUCGACAUCUUGUCGAGAACUACGAAGACUAG